CAACUAAUGGCGGCAUGAUUGAAGAUCGGUCAGCACAUUCUCGACAAAUAAAAAAGUUCUCUUUUGGAUUUUGUGCAGGUCAGAUUUUUGUCCGAGCUCGCUCUGUUCUGAAAUGAUCUGGCGGGCUUUCGAGCCGGCCGGCGGAUCUUCCGACCAGGACGAAAUCAUCGAUGAUGCGAAGUACAACAAGAACGGCAACUGUUCUGCGGCUGACAAGUUGCAGAGUUGCGGGAAGCCAUGGAUGGGUGAAGUCCGAAUAGAGAGAAAGAGAGGUGGAGCAAGGGGAGGGAGUUCCUCACCGGCGUCGAAUCCUUGAGCCGCGUUCGCCGGGCCGCUCGACUCCAUCGACGAUCUAUAAGGGAAAGGGUCAAGAAGCUGAUCAGCUGAGUUUCCCUCGAUCGAUCGCUCUCGCAGUCUUUUAGUUUGUGAAGGAAGGUUAGGUUUUAGAGCUGGAACUCUGAGAGAACAAUGAGCACAAAGAUUAUAAUUUCAGGAGGAAAACAGAAACGAUUUAGUUGGGCAGUAAAGGCCAUCCAGAGUUUAUUUGAGUCCAUACAUAAAGCAUUUAGAAGUGCUUUUUACCACACAUCUAUGAAAGAUUCAGCUCUAAACGAGCCGCAAAACAGGAAAAAGGUACUUGAUCCGCAAGGUAAAUUUCUGCAAAGGUGGAACAAAAUAUUUGUUUUUACCUGCAUAAUUGCAGUAUCUGUGGAUCCCCUAUUCUUUUAUGUCCCAAUUGUCAAUGAUGACGAUAAUUGCUUCGAGCUUGAUGAGAAAUUAGAAAAGACAGCAAGUAUUUUGCGCUGUUUCACAGAUAUGUUCUAUGUGCUUCAUAUAAUUUUCCAAUUUAGAACUGGAUUCAUUGCUCCUUCGUCUCGGGGAUUUGGGAGGGGUGUUUUGGUUGAAGAUUUAUCAGCUAUAGCUUGGCGGUAUUUGUCAUCGAACUUCCUCAUUGAUAUCCUCGCAGUUCUUCCCCUUCCGCAGAUUGUUGCACUGAUCAUACAACCGAGAUUGAAAGAAUCAUCUCCGUUUGAUGCAAAAAACCUAUUGAUGUUUGUAGUCUUAUUCCAAUAUGUGCCUAGGCUUAUCAGGAUCAUUCCCUUGUAUACGGAAGUAACCAGAUCUGCUGGUAUUAUUACUGAAACAGCUUGGGCUGGGGCCGCAUUCAACCUCUUACUUUACAUGCUUGCAAGUCAUGUGGUUGGAGCAUCUUGGUACCUCCUUUCCAUACAGAGGCAGAAUGCAUGCUGGGACCAAGCUUGUUCCAUGAUUAAUUGCAGCACUGCCACUUGGUACUGUGGGAAAGAGCAAGGCCAAAAUAAUAGCUUUUUAGUUGAUGCAUGCCCCAUACAAAAUACGAAUAAUUCAGUCUUUAACUUUGGAAUCUACAUUCCAGCUCUUCAGAACAUAGUUCAGUCCAGAGAUUUUCCAGAGAAGUUCUUUUACUGCUUUUGGUGGGGGCUGCAGAAUCUGAGUUCUCUUGCACAAAACCUGGUAACAAGUAGUUACGAAUGGGAGGUUCUCUAUACUAUUUUUGUCUGUAUUGCGGGUUUGGUCUUGUUCGCGCUUCUCAUUGGCAAUAUGCAGACUUACCUUCAAUCCACCACUGUAAGAGUAGAAGAAAUGAGGGUGAAAAGACGAGAUUCGGAGCAAUGGAUGAUGCACCGCCUACUUCCUGAGAGCUUGAGGGAUAGAAUACGUCGUCAUGAGCAGUACAGAUGGCAAGAGACAAGAGGGGUUGAUGAAGAGAGCCUCCUAGAAAACCUUCCUAAAGACCUUAGAAGAGAUGUUAAGCGACACCUUUGUUUGGCUCUGCUCAAGAGGGUUCCAAUUUUUGAGAAGAUGGAUGAUCAGCUCAUGGAUGCCAUGUGUGAUUGCCUGAAGCCUGCUUUAUACACCGAAGAGAGCAUCAUUGUUCGAGAAGGGGACCCUGUAGAAGAGAUGAUCUUCAUUAUGGGUGGUAAGUUAUUGAGCGUGACAACCAAUGGCGGAAGGACUGGUUUCUUCAACUCAGAUUACCUCAAAGGCGGCGACUUCUGUGGGGAAGAGCUGCUCACCUGGGCUCUUGAUCCCCAUUCCUCUUCCAGCCUCCCAAUCUCUACCAGAACAGUGAAGGCAUUGUCUGAGGUCGAAGGUUUUGCCCUAAAAGCCGAAGAUCUGAAAUUUGUUGCGACCCAAUUCCGAAGACUCCACAGCAAGCAGCUCCGCCACGCCUUCAGGUUUUAUUCGCAACAGUGGAGAACAUGGGCUGCUUGUUUCAUACAGGCAGCUUGGCGUCGCCAUUCGAGAAAGAAGUUCGAGAAAACCCUAAUCGAGAAAGAGAACAGGUUGCAGGCUGCGUUGGCGAAAGGAGGCACGAACUCGCUGAGCCUCGGCGCGGCAAUUUAUGCCUCCAGGUUUGCUGCGAAUGCUCUGCGAAACUUGCGGCAGAGUGGGGCGGGGAAGGCUCGAAUACGGGGAAGAAGAGUUCCAUUAAUGGCUUUGCAGAAACCAUCGGAGCCUGAUUUCACUGCGGAGGAAGAUUGACAGGUUCUGCAACUGGUUCUGAUUUGGAUGGCACAAAGAUGCAAUUUUUAAUGGUUUAUGAUGAAUGGAUGCUGUAAAUUUUUUUUUUAUUUUUUACUGUUAACAUUGUAGAAAAAACAUACAAACUGCUGAGGAUGUGAUGAGGUGGGGUUGUUUUAUGCUGUAUAUAAUAAGG
Phalaenopsis equestris is the source of this 2701-nucleotide messenger RNA. Its product is annotated as cyclic nucleotide-gated ion channel 1-like. The record is from RefSeq and is a predicted model, not a curated record. NCBI's taxonomy places the organism in Eukaryota, Viridiplantae, Streptophyta, Magnoliopsida, Asparagales, Orchidaceae. The transcript has 7 exons. Gene Ontology annotation, biological process: transmembrane transport; monoatomic ion transport. Gene Ontology annotation, cellular component: membrane. Bases 469 to 2526 code for a protein of 685 amino acids. Gene Ontology annotation, molecular function: monoatomic ion channel activity.